GGCAGCGCCUGCCAGGCAGCUCGGUAUAAGUACAGCAGACGGGAGCAAGAGGCUCAUCAUCAUACCCAGCAGCAGCAGCACAGGGCUCACACACACCUCCUCCUCCCGCACCAUGCCCGCCUUCUCCUACCUCCCCCGGGCUCCGGGGAGCGCGCACACCCACUCCUGCAAGCCCAUGUGCAGCAGCAUCAGCAGCUCGGAGAGGAUCGUGCCCAUCCGCCUCCUGCAGCCCAGCCGUGGGGGCCCGCCGCGGCUCCCGGGGCUCGGCAGCAUGCAGCUCUCUGCCCCGCAGCUGCAGCCCGCACAGGAGCCGCCGCCCUCCUCCCCCGAUCUCCGGGCAUGGCUGAGUGACAUCAGGCCGGAGCGCCCAGCAGCAGCAGCAUCACCCCCCGAGGCCGAUGAGGACAGCAGCUGCAGCCCCGGGCACUGGCGCCCCUCCGCCCCCCUGCAGCCGGCGGAGCGUGGCCCCCGGUCCUCGGAGUCCCAGCAGGAGCGCCUGGCGCUGCACCUGGCCGAGCUGGAGAAGCAGGACCGCUACCUGCGGGAGCAGCAGCGCUACCGCUUCCACAUCAUCCCGGACGGCAACUGCCUGUACCGGGCUGUGAGCCAGGCGGUGUACGGCGAGCAGGGCCUGCACCCGGAGCUGCGGGAGCGCACCGUGCACCAUGUGGCCGACCACCUGGACACCUUCUCCCUCAUCAUCGAGGGCGACGCCGGGGAGUUCCUGAUCAACGCCGCCCAGGACGGGGCAUGGGCCGGGUACCCGGAGCUGUUGGCCAUGAGCCAGAUGCUGGACGUCAACAUCCACCUGACCACGGGGGGCCGCCCGGAGUGCCCCACCGUCUCCACCAUGGCCCACCACCUGGGGGGAGAGGACCCGGCCCGGCCCAGCAUCUGGCUCAGCUGGCUCAGCAACGGCCACUACGACGCCGUGUUCAAAGAGCCGCUGCCCAACCCGGAGUACGAGGACUGGUGCAAGCGGAGCCAGGCCCAGAGGCAGCGGGACCAGGAGCUGGCCAAGUCCAUGGCCCUCUCCCUCUCCAAGAUGUACAUUGAACAGAACUGCUCAUGAGGUGGGGGCCCCUAGCCCUAUGGAGUUGAGACCCUAGCCCUGCGGAGAUGGGUCCCUAGCCCUGAGAUGAUGAACAUCUGGUCCUGAGGAUAUUGACUGUUAUCCCUGAGGUUAUGGACCCCUAGCCCUGAGAAGGUGGGCCCAAGCCAUUACCACCCAACGGGUUUGAGGCCCCUCCAGUCCAUGCUUACAGCACUUUAACCCUUUACAAUGACUACUGACUUGAGGCCUUAUCCAUCCUGAUUUGUAUGGUGUCGGAUCUUCGGUUGAUACAUGGACCCUGCGCUAUCACAGAUGUAUAUUACACAGCGAUUUGUAAAGGAUGAUGAUGUAUUUUUGCUACAUUGUGUUACUAGGUGGUCCUGCUGCUGAGGGAAUUGGAUGCUUUGUAUCAGGUGGGGUUUGUGUGAGGCCAGUGACCAGGGGUGGGAGGCAGCAGCAUGGCCAGGACUCCUUUCUCCCUCUCUUACUGCUCACUAUUUAUUAAUGCAAUUCCUAUUUUUCAAGUUUUGUAUGUUUGGGAUUUAUAUGUACAUUCUAGUUACAUUCCCACUUAGUUUGGAAUGAAUAAAAUUUUUCUUAACUUUUUA
Messenger RNA from Pseudophryne corroboree (corroboree frog), 1662 nucleotides. RefSeq names its product OTU deubiquitinase 1 (gene OTUD1). The transcript has a single exon. Gene Ontology annotation, biological process: protein K63-linked deubiquitination. The record is from RefSeq and is a predicted model, not a curated record. Bases 113 to 1072 code for a protein of 319 amino acids. NCBI's taxonomy places the organism in Eukaryota, Metazoa, Chordata, Amphibia, Anura, Myobatrachidae. Gene Ontology annotation, molecular function: cysteine-type deubiquitinase activity.